Daldinia caldariorum is the source of this 844-nucleotide messenger RNA. RefSeq lists its product as uncharacterized. The coding region runs from base 228 to 599 and encodes 123 amino acids. The transcript has 2 exons. The record is from RefSeq and is a predicted model, not a curated record. NCBI's taxonomy places the organism in Eukaryota, Fungi, Ascomycota, Sordariomycetes, Xylariales, Hypoxylaceae.
GUACGCACGUCUGGAAAGGUCUGGAUCACAGACUUUAGGCACCGACAAUAUGAUAUAGGGGAGACCUCAUGUUAUUAUAAAAGGAGGGUGAACGACUGCCAUCUCUAGACUUACAAUCGACCAGUCUCAGACACCAACAAGUAUCCGACAACUCAUACUUCACGUCCUCUAUCAACAUCACUAUCACCACCUCUUUCAAAAUCUUCAAGACAACUACUACCGCAAAAAUGCAGUUCACUACCUUCAUCGCCGCUGCCGCCGCCCUUGCUUUCGGCGCCAACGCCAACGUCACCCCCCGCGACGGUGCUCGUCUCGCGCAGUUCCGCAUCUUCGGCGCUGACGGCUGCCACGACCAGAACAUGGGCUUUUACACGGUCGACGAAUCUGACGCCAGCGAGUGCCACGAAUUCAGAGCCGCCGUCAAGUCCAUCAAUCUGGAGGCCAUGGAGAAGCCCGCGGCCGACGGCUGCAACCUCUUCGUCUACACCAACAACAUCUGCAAUUCGGGCGAACAGAGCCUCAGCCUGAACACUUGCAUCGACGUGCCCCCGCCCGACGUCAUGUUUUCCUCGUGGAAGAUCGUCUGCUCCGGUUUGUAAACAGCAUUCCGCUCUCACCUCUCACUGUCUCUAUAGAGACCAUAGGGCGAUCUAGAAGUUCGGAAAGGUGGAGAUUUUGGUUCACCCAACGAUUCUGAUGGAAGAUAGAGCAGGAAGAGGGAGGGAAAGAGGGUAUGGGAAGACAGUACCUACGAUUUUCUGGGUCAUCUUGCAUCUUGCAUAGUUAACUAAGACAUUCCGUUAAUUGGUUGGAAAAAGGAGAUUAUUGGCUUCGAUUAUUGGCA